UGGGAUGGACUCUGAAAGCAGAAUGGAGAUGACCUUUAUUCAAAGGGUUGUAUUCAGUAUUUUUCUUUCCUUUUUUUUUUUUUUUUUCUCUCUCUCCCCCAGCCCCACCAGGUUAUGAGGGUGGGUAGGUGCUUACACAAUAACUCCUAUCACUCCUAGUGACCUUUUUUUUUUUCUUUGAUUUUUUUUCUUCUGGAUAUAUGGUGAGAGAGAGAUAGAGAAGAAGAAACACAGCAUUGUUCCAGCUUCUCCCCCCUGCAGGUAGGACCAGGGGCUUGAACUUGAGCCAUCCUGCAUGAUUCACUCCACCACGUAGAGCCUGAGUGAACACGGUGGGCCACACCAAGUCUUAACUGGUGAGUACUGGGGGCUUGAACCCAGAUCCUUGAGCACUGGAGUGUGUGUGCGCUUAACCAGGUGCACCAGCACCUGGCCACUCCUUUGUCUUCUGUAUAUGCAGGAGGUUGUGUGCAAUAUCCAGAAGCUGACCUCAAAGGGCUCACCGUCAAGUAGGCGAUCAGACUUUGAGAUUCUGAUUUCAAGCUAAGGCCGUAAGUAAAGAUGUCAAGCAAAACGGCCAGCACCAACAACAUCGCCCAGGCCAGGAGAACUGUGCAGCAGUUGAGACUAGAAGCCUCCAUUGAAAGAAUAAAGGUCUCAAAGGCAUCUGCUGACCUCAUGUCCUACUGUGAGGAGCAUGCCAGAAGUGACCCUCUGCUGAUAGGGGUACCAACCUCAGAAAACCCUUUCAAGGAUAAAAAAACUUGCAUCAUCUUAUAGAGGAAGAGUCAUCCAGAUUCCUCAACUCUUCUCACAAGAAAGCAGAAUUUGAACAGCUCCUUAACCAGAUUGACUUGCAGCUUCUUUGGUAGCACCGCUAAUAACUAAAAUGCUCUUCACUUGGAAUCAUGGACCCAGGAAGUCUUUUCUUUUCCAAGUGGCCCUGUCUCUAAAUUACCCUUUCUUGAUUUAAUGCAGAAUAAUGAUCUUAUUUUCUAUUUGGGAACUAUGGUGUCAGGUGUGGUAACUGCUUAAGGAAAGUUGGUCUAGGACUUUGAAAAAAAAAUUGUACACUUUUAAAUAUGUGAAUGAUUUAGUUAUGUCAAGACCUAAAUUACCUAAGCACUUGUCUAGAUUAAAAUAUGAAAAAUAAUAAGUCUGAAAAGUUUGUACCAUAGUAUGUUCUUAAUAGACUUGUGCCAACCUGUACAGUCUACACAAGGAUAUUGUGUGUGUGAGUAUGUGUGUGUGUGUGUGUGUGUUUGUAUAUAUACACUUGUCAAAGCUUAUUUCCUUAUGAAAACUUCUCUCUCUAUGCCAUAGGUUCCUUAAUUCCAGAACUUCUCUCUUUACUUUCAGUUGUGUAUAGGCAGAAUGAAAAAUUCCUUUCAUAUUGUCAUUACACAAGAACUACAGAACAUCCUAAAGAUUGUAUGUAUGUACUCCAGUAAUGGGAGUCGUCUCUCCUCUCUUGAAAUCUUGCUGACUUCUUAGGCUACAUACAAUAAACUGUGUGGAUUAAAACUGAAGGAUGGAAUGGAAAACCCUCGUAUAGUAUAUGGUAUUGAUUCACAGGGGCCCUUUCAGGCCUCAGAAGAGGAUGCUGGGCAGCUGUAUUCCCAGGGCAAGUGUUCUCUGGAUUGAGACCUAGAUAGCUCUGACAUUUCGACUGUCAGGACUGGAAUGAGGCACAGUGCACAUGAGACCGGCUGAGAGAGUAACAGGAAUGUGUGUGAAACCAGCUCCUCUUCUUAGCCAAACUUUGCAAAUUAUCUGUCUCUUUCUCUCUCAGCCUUUCCUUUCUCUCUCCUCUGCUGCUAGAAAGUCUGCUUUUUUGAGGUCACAUUUGCUUCUCCAUUCCUCAGUGGGUAGAACAGAAACAUACAUCCUACAUGAAGGCAUGAAUCACGUGAGCUCUUUUCAGAUAUCUGCGGUUUCAUCCCUAAGUGGUGGUACACAGACCAGCCCAGAAAGGAGUCAGGGGGCACACAAGGGAGACAGACACAACCUGACCUCAAGGGUUCUGGUAGUUGAGUUCCUUGAUUUUCCUCUAGGCCAAAAAAAAAAAAACACCUGUCCUCCCAACCAGGGAAUUUCCAGUGGAGAUCCCAAGUAAAAGAAUCUCCCCUGGCCAAAGGAUAUUUUAACUUUAUCAAAGAGGAGAAAUGGGUCCUUUCUUAAAAACACUCACUUAAGGGCCCAAACCAUCUACCAGGACUUUGGUGUUUGAAGGCAUUUUUCAAAUCAUUAACAGUCACAACUCAAGAGGGAACCAAAAAAGAAAACUGUAUUCUCCCCCAAAAAAGGACUCAGCCCAAGAAAAAAGCAUUUGUGACCGUUUACCUAGUUCCUGCAAUCUUACCCUGCAGGGUCGGCCCCAUUUACAAUCUUAUGUCCGCUCUUGGAAUAUGAUACUAGUUACGGAUGAACAAAUGUAGUCCUAUUUUUAAACUGUUCAAAGAUAUUCCGUAUUUCUCUCAGUCACCUAUCUUUCUGAAGUAUUAACUGCCUUCACUUUUCCCCAGGCCAAGUGAAAAUUAUGCCACUACCCUCAAUCUCUCGUCAGCUACACUAGCUUCUGCAAUAGGUCCCCUUACCACAAAAAAUUAUAGGUACCUUUUUCCGAACAAGAAUAGAUUCACCCUUUAAAUGGCAAAAUUAAAAAUGUACACUGAAAAAAAAAAAACCUUUGCAUUCAAUGCUUCAUUUAAUGAAUCUUUUUAUAAGUAUAUUUUUCUACUGACAGUUCCAGAACACUAGUCUUCUCUUCCCUCUGAUUUUUUUACCAUACUUCUUCAAAUACUUAUAAUGCAGUUAGUCGCAAAGUAUUUUCAUGAAAUGACUUUGAUUGCUCUGUCAUGCACAUUUGAGACAGCGAGCAUAUCUUAUUCUUAAGUACCAAAACAUAUUCUUUUACCUAGCAAAACCAAGAUUUUUCUGUAUACUUGCUAAGAUGCUUGUAGUGGUGUGUUUUGGACUUGAGGUCCCAGGAGAUUUCGUGUUUGUUUUUUUUUCCACUGUCCAGAUAUGAGUACAAAUGGGAGGGGACUUCCUAAUCAGGUAUAUGCAGAGCAUGUUCUAGAAAAAUGGAGUCAAGUCCUUUGCUAGAUCCAAGGAGGAGAAAAUUGUCUAUUUACGUCUAUUUAUGUAAAUAGCUGUCUAUUUACGUAUAACUAGAUGUCUGGGGGGAAAAAUAAUAUAUGUAUACAUUUAUAUGAUAUGCCGAAGUCACUUUUAUUUAUCAGACAUUAUCCUACUUAUAAAGCCACACUGUAACUGUUGUACAGCAACUGGUGUGUAAUAAUGAUGGACAAAUGCUGAGAGAGAGAGAGAGAGAGAGAGAGAUGCUCCCCUUCUGCCACCAGAGUGACACACUUAAUCAGUCACAUAUAUAUGAUCAACUUACUGCUUCAUUGCCUAUGAAGUUCUUUAAGUAUGUUCAUUAUACCUUAUUUUGAAUCUGCUCUAUUAACAGUAAUUUUUCCCUCUUCAGUCUUGUAUCUUCAUUUCUUCAUUUCAAAUCUGUCCAGUUCAGGCCUUGAGACCAUGACAAGAUAUGCUAGAUAAUAUAUUACAGAAGUACUCUUUUUAAAAAGCAAAAGGAAGGAAAAAGACACUUUAUAUGGCCAGGUGGUUCACAAGCUAUAAGUUGUAGCUAGUUUUUUGUUUAUUUGUUUGUUUUUUCUAGCAAAAAUCAAGUUUUUACCUUUCCUUACUUUUAUUAAAAUGAGAAGUGCCAUAAUUAUCUUUUAAAGUUCUCUUUUUGGAUUAUUUUUGUACUUUACUAAUCUUUAAAUUAUCAGAAGAAAAAAAAUCACUAGACCAAUGAUUUAGUAAUUUUGAGAUGUAGGUGAGUAGACAACGUGCCAAACUUUCUCUCCAGAUGCCUUCUCCACCCCCCAUUCAGAAGUACCAUAGUGUCAUCUGAAAGAUUUACUCCAAAUUUUGAUUUAAGGUCUGGCUAGGCCCAAGAAGUGACUGACCGUAUAUGUCUCAGGAAAAGAACUAUAAUACCAGAGUAUAAAGUAUCACUUAUCUUCAUGGUGGAGCUGUUAGUAGGGAAACAGUGUUGAGUCAAGCAGAAUCCUAAGUGAGUUGAAGCAGAGCUCUUAUCUAGAGCUGAGUGACCUGGCUUUCAGUCUUGGGUCAUUUUCCAGCCAAUCCUGUGUCUGUUUGGCCCAUGACUCUGGACUCUCUGGAUGUCCAUUUCAACUAAUUUGUAAGAUGAGAGACUUUAAAUAGAUUAUGACUGACAUCACUUCCUGCUGUCACUUGCCUCUGUCCUGAGACCUGUCCCUCCACUGGUCCUGCCAACAUGUUGGUGCUAUAUGCUGCUUCAAGUAGAAAAUUUGUCUGUAGUAUUUACUCAUUUAAUAGCUUAUGAAAAUCCUUUUUUAUUAUAAAGCUUUUUUUUUUCCUAGUUCUAUGGACUUGAUUACUGUAAUGGUCUGAUUUUUUUUUAGUCAUGUGACUAGAAACAUUUAUUCUCUUGAUAUCUCGGUAAAUUUGCAUUUAAUAUGUAAUUGAUGGGAUUUUUUGUUGUUAUUUUAUAACAUUCUAUGGCUGUUCAUCUGUCCAGCAACUUAUUAACCUAAACACUGUGAUCUUGAUCUGAAGAUCUUUCCUAUAUAGAGAAUAAAAUCCUUUACUUCACAACGAAUGUGUUCGCAGAAUUUGAAGAGUUUCAUUAAAUACUCCAUCACUCUC
Messenger RNA from Erinaceus europaeus (western European hedgehog), 4707 nucleotides. RefSeq names its product G protein subunit gamma 12 (gene GNG12). Gene Ontology annotation, molecular function: G-protein beta-subunit binding. The record is from RefSeq and is a predicted model, not a curated record. The transcript has 5 exons. Gene Ontology annotation, biological process: G protein-coupled receptor signaling pathway. The coding region runs from base 562 to 780 and encodes 72 amino acids. NCBI's taxonomy places the organism in Eukaryota, Metazoa, Chordata, Mammalia, Eulipotyphla, Erinaceidae. Gene Ontology annotation, cellular component: heterotrimeric G-protein complex.